AUGGCCACUGGCAUACGUGCCGAUUGGUUUGAGCGUUGGCGCAAAUGGCAGGACGACAGCACAUCUAUUGUUUAUGAUGCUCCGGCCGGGCUCCAUGCGCAGUUAAGGCCGUAUCAGCAGAAGGGUUAUGAAUGGAUGUUGCUGCUGGCAGAGACGGGCGCGGGUGCCUGCCUGGCCGAUGAUAUGGGGCUUGGCAAAACACUCCAGACCAUUGCCUUCCUGUUAAGGCAAUAUGAGAUGGUGCCUAAUUCCAGGUUCCUGAUUGCGUGCCCUGCCUCGCUGAUCUAUAACUGGCAACAGGAGUUUGAAAAGUUUGCGCCUGCCCUGAAGAGUUUUAUUUACAACGGGCCAAACCGUAAUGCAGAAGCAUUUCAUGGCUCCGGUGCAUCGGUACUGAUCUGCAGUUAUGGUACGCUACGCGCUGAUAUUGAACAGCUGAAAAUCAUUACCUGGCAGGCGGCGAUUAUGGAUGAAAGCCAUAAUAUUAAAAACGUGAGCUCGCUCACUACCCGCGCGGCAAGCCAGCUGACGGCGCAUUGCCGUGUAGCGCUCAGCGGUACACCGGUGAUGAACAAUACCUUUGACCUCUAUGCCCAGCUCAACUACCUGCUGCCCGGCUUGUUUGGCGGGCAGGAAUUCUUCCGGAAAGAGAUUUGCAUCAUCAUCCGUAUCGUAAUACAACGGGAAUUUAGCGGUCUGGCCAUUCGUCACAUCAUCAUUCCGGACAUCCCAGCCCUUCACUUUUCUCCGGUUCACUGUCUGUGUCAGGCGGUAGCAGUUACCGGUUUCAAUAGGAUCGGUAUAAUACGGCUUGGCAUAAAGAUCGUCACCACCAAAUACCGAUUUCUCCGUGCCGAUAGAAUCGAUGGCAACGGGCUUAGGCAUCACCGAGCGGGAUGUAAAUACGCGGCCAUUGGCAUUGAUAUAAAGGCUGUAAGCAUGCCCGGACACACCGGGUAUAUUGCUGGUCUGCUUUUCGCCGGCCUUCCAGCUAUUGUUGGCAUAAACGGCAUUCUCCCAGGAGUAGUUCAGCGGCUGGCUGGGCACACUUACAUUACCACGGUAUUCACCGGGAAUAAUGAUAGGGCCCGUACCGUAAAGCGCUUCCUGAUGAACUAUGGCUUUCCGGAAAAAAACAUUACCGUUUGCAUUGGCAAGGGCAAAGUGAUUCGCGGCGCUACCAGCACGGAUGACGGCUUUGCCCGCGACCGCCGUGUAGAUAUUGUUAUGAAUGCACCGGCACCCGUUGCUGAACCGCUACAACUUGGUUCGCUACCGCAGCCGGUUGCAGCACCACCGCCGCCUGUAAAAAUGGCCAAACCAACACAAACAGCCAAGGAAUCGGCAGGCACCGUUGCUAUAAAAAACGAAAUCAAUCACUUAAAAAAAGACGAAGUAAUG
Molecule: messenger RNA, 1401 nt
Organism: Ostertagia ostertagi
Lineage: Eukaryota; Metazoa; Nematoda; Chromadorea; Rhabditida; Trichostrongylidae
Source: the annotation of a GenBank genome assembly